AUGGGGGACGACACAAGUUUUAGCAGUAGGCAUAGACGUGCUGCAUAUAACCCUCUUCGACCUUAUUGCCCACCUAUUCGACAUCAACUCCACAACUACACCUCGAUUGCUUCGGACGAUGCUACAACCGACAUUAUCUUGACCGAGGAUCUCGGCGAGGAUCACGCUGUCUUGCAAGAAAUGACCACGAGCAGCUUGAGUUUGGCAGCCUACAAAUACCUAAUGACCGUGAUCAACAACCCCUUGGACGUGGCAACAACAUUGCUGCAAGUUCAAUAUGCGCCUCAUACCAGUGUGGAAGUUAUUGCGUCUCAAGAAAGUAUUCAACAGCAACAACAACAGCAGCAACCAACAACCCCUGAUGUAUCAUCGUCUUCUUCAAGCGAGGAUGAAGAUGGAUUUUUUGCACGACCCAAGCCUAUGGAUAGGAAGAGAAGAUCCAUAAAGUCGCAACGUCGUCGAUCGAGUCAGCAGUUGAAUAUACCACGUAGUGUCUAUGAUGAUAGCAGGCGACCUGAAUACCAAAUGGCACCCAUCGAAGAAGGAGGCAUUACCAAGGUGCUUCAACGUAUCACAAUGCAAAAGGGUGAAGGAUGGAUGGCUCUUUUCAAAGGCCAACGUCUUGCAUGGAUACAUGACUUGUUAUGGGGAAUCAUGCAACCAGGAUUACGUGCAUUUCUCAAUGAUACUUUUGGUUUAUACGACGACUCAGUAGCUGUGGAUAAGAUUUGGCCGAAUGUGAUUACGUCUGUUGUCAGCCAUAUUGUCGUGGGCGUGUUGUUGAGUCCUUUGGAGAUUAUACGUACUAGACUUUUGGUACAAUCCACUUCUCGCAGCAAAUACAAGAGUAUCUUUGGUGCAGUGAAAGAUCUUUACAAUGAGCAUGGCAGCAUACGCAACGUUUACGUUUCCAAUAAUCUUAUUCCUACCAUUGUCUAUCAUGCUGUUCGACCCCUUAUUGCCAGCACCAUACCAGCCACCAUUGAUCGCAAGUUGGGAAUCUCUGCGGCCGAUUCACCUAUCCUGUACGGUACAGCAGAGUUAUCGUUGCGCUUGUUGGGAUUGUUGGUGGUAUUCCCCAUUGAAACGAUUCGAAAGCGUCUUCAGUGUCAGACACCCGAUUUUGAUACCAUGGUUGCUUUACGACCGAUACCCUAUUCAGGCAUGUUGGAUGCAAUGUAUAGAAUUAUGAAGGAAGAAGGGGCCAAGCAAAGACGUGAUACGCCAGCAGUCAAAUCGGGUGCAUUGACUGACAGCAGUGAUACGGAUGAAGAUGAUGAUUUCCUGCCAACAAAACGUAACACAACAAAGGCGACCACAACACCUACGAGUGCAUGGGGUAUUCGUGGCCUGUAUCGAGGUUUGAGUAUCCAAGUAGCAGCAACGAGUGCUGAUUUUAUUCUACGUGUGAUUGAUGGGAGUGAUUGGAACGAUUUAGCAUGA
Molecule: messenger RNA, 1443 nt
Organism: Lichtheimia ornata
Lineage: Eukaryota; Fungi; Mucoromycota; Mucoromycetes; Mucorales; Lichtheimiaceae
Exons: 5
Coding region: 1-1443 (480 amino acids)
Source: RefSeq, a predicted model, not a curated record